Perca fluviatilis (European perch) is the source of this 6605-nucleotide messenger RNA. It is a transcript of the gene tbl1xr1a, whose product is annotated as tbl1x receptor 1a. The record is from RefSeq and is a predicted model, not a curated record. Gene Ontology annotation, molecular function: protein binding; transcription corepressor activity. The coding region runs from base 450 to 2003 and encodes 517 amino acids. Gene Ontology annotation, cellular component: histone deacetylase complex. Gene Ontology annotation, biological process: regulation of transcription by RNA polymerase II. The transcript has 17 exons. Lineage: Eukaryota; Metazoa; Chordata; Actinopteri; Perciformes; Percidae.
AGCUCAGGCCUACCUCAUUUUCGCCUGGCAGGUCAGCUGCUCUGUGUUUCAGUCUGAAGCCGUUGGCUGCUACUGAACCGUUUGGCUCUUUUCUCUACUAGCGAGCAAACCUACAUUCUAGACCCAACUGUCCAUCCAGCUCAUUUUUAAGGGGAUUUAUCAUUAUAUAUGCCCGUGUAUCCAAAACACAUCGGUCAUUGGGGAUUCCUAGCACCGGUUGGCCGGGUCUGACGGCCGUUAUAACGCUUUUUCGAGGUUUAAUUAGAGCUAGAAAACAACGGUGGAGGAGGAGGAGAUUCCAUAUUAGGAGAAGGCACCCCCCUUGUGUGAUUUGGAGCUUUUGGUUCUGAGCCCAUGGUACUAGGCCCUGACUGAACGUACUGGUGGGGCGUACAGACUUCUGUGGCUAGGUGUGUGCGUGCUGACCUCAUGGUGUAACAGGAGUAAAGAUGAGCAUUAGCAGUGAUGAGGUCAACUUCCUGGUCUACAGAUACCUACAGGAGUCAGGGUUCUCCCACUCAGCAUUUACAUUUGGCAUAGAGAGUCACAUCAGCCAGUCCAACAUCAAUGGUGCUCUGGUUCCCCCUGCUGCCCUCAUCAGCAUCAUCCAGAAGGGCCUGCAGUAUGUCGAGGCAGAAGUCAGCAUCAAUGAGGACGGCACAUUAUUUGACGGGCGGCCCAUUGAGUCUCUGUCCCUGAUUGAUGCCGUGAUGCCGGACGUCGUUCAGACGAGGCAGCAGGCCUACCGUGACAAAAUGGCCCAGCAGCAGGCUGCCGCUUCAGCACCAACAUCGACCACGGGGGGCAACAUCGCCGGCAACGCCAAGAACGGAGAGAAUACUGCCAACGGGGAGGAGAACGGAGCCCAUGCCUUAGCUAACAACCACGCAGACCUGAUGGAGGUGGACGGAGAUGUGGAGAUCCCUCAGAACAAGGCCAUGGUCUUGCGGGGCCACGAGUCCGAGGUCUUCAUCUGUGCCUGGAACCCAGUCAGCGUCUGCCACCAUCGGCCCUGCGGGUCUGGGGAUUCGACGGCUCGCAUCUGGAACCUGAGUGAAAACAGUACAAGCAGCUCAACACAGCUGGUCCUGAGACACUGCAUACGAGAGGGAGGGCAGGAUGUCCCCAGCAACAAAGACGUCACCUCGCUAGACUGGAAUAGCGAGGGCACGCUGCUGGCAACAGGCUCCUAUGACGGCUUUGCCAGAAUAUGGACGAAAGACGGGAACCUGGCCAGUACACUCGGCCAACACAAAGGUCCCAUCUUUGCCCUUAAGUGGAAUAAAAAAGGCAAUUUUAUCCUCAGUGCAGGAGUAGACAAGACAACAAUCAUAUGGGAUGCCCAUACAGGAGAAGCCAAACAACAGUUUCCCUUCCAUUCAGCUCCAGCACUAGAUGUGGACUGGCAGAGCAACAAUACGUUCGCCUCCUGUAGUACAGACAUGUGCAUCCACGUCUGUAAACUGGGACAGGACCGACCCAUUAAAACAUUCCAGGGACACACAAAUGAAGUAAAUGCAAUCAAGUGGGAUCCCACAGGGAACCUGCUAGCCUCCUGCUCAGACGACAUGACGCUGAAGAUCUGGAGUAUGAAGCAGGACUCGUGUGUCCAUGACCUGCAGGCCCACAGUAAAGAAAUCUACACCAUCAAAUGGAGUCCCACCGGCCCUGGAACCAACAACCCCAGCGCUAACCUCAUGCUAGCCAGUGCAUCGUUUGACUCCACAGUUCGUCUUUGGGACGUGGAGAGAGGCAUCUGUAUCCAUACGCUGACUAAACACCAGGAGCCGGUCUACAGCGUGGCCUUUAGCCCCGACGGGCGACAUCUGGCCAGUGGCUCCUUUGACAAAUGCGUGCACAUCUGGAAUACACAGACGGGCGCUUUAGUCCACAGUUACAGAGGGACGGGGGGGAUCUUUGAGGUUUGCUGGAAUGCAGCAGGGGACAAAGUGGGAGCCAGCGCAUCAGACGGAUCUGUGUGUGUACUAGACCUUCGGAAAUAGUGCUGCUGUUUGUUGGAAGCCAUGGACCGACCAUGAAUGUGUACAUAGCCAAAUGACUGUCCCAGCCUGCCCUGCGUACUGCUCGCGCUUACGACUAUUGGCCCCGCCGACCGACAGACAGGAAGCAGGAAGCAGGAACAGGAAGCAAGCACGCACCCACCCGACACAGCAGGUCCAGACACAGGGAUGAACAGAUGGACAGACAGACAGACGGAAGGAUGGAUCAACGGGCGGAUGGAAGCGCCCCUCUCUAUCUGUACAGACUCUUACAGAGAUGCAGAAGGGACGCAGUGGGAAAAAAAAGUAAAAACUGAUAGACAAAAAAAAAAAAAUUGGAAAAAAAAAAAGUUACAGAUCCGUAUAUGUACCAAAAUUUGGAAGCUAUUUUGCUUUUUUGAUCUUUAAACCAUGCUCAUUGUCAUCAAAAUGAAAAACAAUGAAAAAAGUGUUGAUCUUUGUUACUAGUUGGAUCUCAUUGUGCAGACAUAUCAACUUCUCCACCAUAAAAUAGGAUGGCACUUAGUUUUCUUUUGUUUUGUUUUUUAUUUCCAAUCUCUUGUUUCAAUGUUUUUAUAUUUUUUAUCUUUGGGAGAGGGGACGGGCUGGUCAGGUCAAGAGUUUUAAUAUUUGGAGAAGUACACGCAGACAAACACACUGAGACAUUCAACACCAAACAGUUCUGGAAAACUGCGUCCUCGUCAGGAUCGCAAACCAAUGUGGGCAAAUCGAAAAGCUUCUCCCGUGGUUCAGUAGUGGUUCUUGCAGUCACACGGUUAACCUCAAAAUGCAGUAGUUCAUGUGUUGUCUUUUCUCCCAGAGGACAAACUCUGGAUCCCCCCCCGUACAUCCACUGGGACGCGACACAGAUGAUGUCCAUCUAGAUGCUUUAAAAACAGCUCCUCUGUGCACUAUUUGAUCUAGAUGGUUUUACCCACAGUUCUCCUCUCUGGACCCUUUUGCCAUAGCAGUCACCUGUGUGAUGGAAGAAAAAAAAAAAUAUAUAAAUAAGAAGCUUGGUCCCAUCUCACAUUACAUUCUAUCCUCAGCCAGUAGGAUUCCAGCUGUUCUUUUUUUUUUUCUAACCCUUUACUGAACGGCAUUUUCUCACCAUCUGUAAGACUUCAAACAUUUUUAACCGCGAUUCACCUUCAAAGGCCUCCGAUCAACAAACACAUGACGCCCUGAAAGUGUGGUGGUGAAAAAGUGAAAGUGUUGUUCCACUUUGUAGGUUUUUGCAGAUUCUCAGAGUUAGAUGCUCUGGAGGCAGAAAUAUGCUCGGCGACUAAAAAAAAACACAGCGGGUAGAGCCAACGGAAAAUCCAUUGAGUGAAAGAGGCUGGUUUUCCGGACUCUAGAGCUCCGCUCUGUUGCUGCAUUUGCACAAGGACGGGAGGACAUUAUUCUGUAAGCAUUUCCGAGCAUUCCCACGUUAGUUUUAGUAGCCUAAAGCUCUUUUUUUAUUUUUUAUUUUUUUUUUAUUUUGUGUUGUGUAUUUGUAGAUGUUUAACAAGUAAAAACCAAAUACCAAACAGUUAGAAUAAAAAUUGCAAUUGCUUUGGGGUCAUUUUGCAAUGAGCUUGACACUUUUGUCUUUUUUGUUUUUUCGACUGAAUCACAGCUGACAUUAACGGUUUCGCUCAUUUGGUCGAUCACAAUGACGUACUAGUCUGAACAUAUCGACGUGAACGCAGCAAUAAAAGGGCAGACAAGCAAUGUCUGUAAUCACUUCCUCAUUCCCUGUACUAUAUAACAAACACUAAAUAGGUCACUCUGUAGUGACAUUAAAUUAGGAUUUUUCAAUGCUCUAAUGUUGCAUCAUCAGCAACAGGUGUAGUGUCCCACGACUGUAAUGUGUACGUAUCUAAUGCGACUUAUUGUGGGAUUACAUUUUUUAAUUUUUUUUUAUAGAGCAUUCUGAUUCUCAGAUGAAGGGUUUGUGAGUACUACGGCUGGGACGAUAUGCUUUUGUCCCGAUUGGAUUCUUUCACGAUACGUGGGUGCCGAUUUGAUUUGUGUUGCGAUUUAUUUAUUUAUUGCGAUUCUAGUAUUGUGGACUCGAUAGUAGUGCGAUUUUCUUUUCCUUCUUUAACAAAAACAAAAGUUGAAUAAUACAGUGUUAUAGACAUUAUAUAAUUAGACGUUUCUUAGAAAAAACAAAACAAAUUGUUUUCUAAGAAGAAUGCACAUCACGUCAGUCAGUUGGACAUUUAGUUUAGUAAAGAAGAACCGAAUGUUCUGCUUUCGGCCUGUUUUGCUGGAAACCGAUACAAUGUAGUCGCCAUCACCAGUACCAUAUUAACAGAAAAGAUGUUAGGCGAAUCAUUGGUUAAAAUAUAUCUAAAUAAAUCAAUUCUGGAAAAGAAUUGAUUUUAAAAAUCGUCGCCAAAUAAUCACGAUACAUACCAUUUUUCCAUCUCUGCUGUCGCUACCAUUCGGAUUUGCCAGUUUGCUAACUUUUCUACCGGCGGAAUGGCUCUGUGUUCCUUGGCUCUGCCCUGUUGAAAGUUUAGGUCAAACAAAAACUUCAUUAUUCCAGAUGAGCUCUGCCUCCAAGACUUGUGAAAUUUGAAUCUGCUCAUAUUAGUUUUUCACUGUUUUAAUAGCAUAACCAGCCACUGAUCCCUGGCAUAGGGAGGGCUCCAGUAUGACUUUGGGCUGCCUUUACUCAGGAAGAGAAUUCUGUGCGUUUUCCCCUUCAGACAUACAUCAGGGGAACCUGAUGUCUCAUGCCUGGGAUAAUGCAGCCUAUCAUAUAUAUAUUUUUUUCUUCUCUUGUUGAAUCUUACUGGCUGAUCUUAUUGGCACACGGUUGCUAUUCCCAAUCAAGCUCAAAAGCAGAUCCAACAUUAAAGCAAUAUCUGGACUUUUUUUUUUUUUUGUCUGUUUUUUAUUACCAGCUACUUGUCAUAUUGUGGCGCAAUAACUACACUGCAUUUAGAGGACAUGAACAGAUCAGAUCUAAGGUGUCUAAAGGUCAAUGCUAAGUCUUUUCAUCUACAACACGACAGUCUUGGUGAAUUAAAACAUGUCAAGCUGUACAUUCAAUGGAAUUUUAAUGAAUCUGUUCUCUCACCAUCAAUGGUCCACCACCAAACGUCUGCUCCCAUUUGACUCCGAGGUUCCUUACAAGACAUUUUAUACUCUUUUGAAGACAAAUUUAAAGUUACAUUUUUGUAAUUUCUUUGUAGAUUUGAAAAAAAGAAAUGUGAAUUGAUGAUUUAUUGGCAGUGUUAAUUUACAUGUUCUAUAAAUUUGAAAAGAUUUCCUUUUUGUUACUUUGAUGCUAUUGCAAAUAGAAAAGGUUGACCGGGUAAUGUAAGGCUUACUGAGCUGUCAUUCUAAAGGCACCUUGCUUGGGGAAGAGUUGUCCCAGGAGAAAAUUACCACUAAAUUUGUCUGUUUUAAUAAAGAAAAGUUUUAGUUUUUCUUUCUGCUUGAAUCUUUUUGGGAAGCUUUGUCCCAGAAAAUGACUUCCUCCUUGGCUUACACAGAAGACAAUAAAAAAAAAAAAAAAAAAAGUUACUCUUUAAAUUGAAUAAAAAUGUAAUUUUUCAAUCAAGCCAAGACUCAAGGGAAUUCUUCUUGUUCCCCAUUUUCAUUGCUAUAGUUUGGAGUCAUGGAGAAAGUUGCUCUGGAAGCAGAUACAAUCUCACUGGUUGAAUAUGGAGUUAUAUUUGUGUCUAAAUUAUCAGUGCACUAUGGGACAUUUUGAGCACAGAAAAAGAUUGUUUUGCACAUUCUGUUAAUCCGCCCAAAAUCAUUUCAUUUAAAAACACAAAAAUGUAUCUUUGCUCAGUAAAUGUUUGUGGUUGAGCCACAUAAUUCAAAUUCCCUGCUCUGCGCUCUCAAACCCUUGUGCACUUGCUCCCUGUGUCUCUUGCUCCUACAUCUCUGCUCUAGCUUAGUAGGAUCACUGGUCACUAAGUAGGUAAGGAAGCACGCUAUUAAGCUAUAAUUGAGCAAAAUAUCUUUAUCUGUGCUCAAAAUGUCCUAAACCUCAGUGACCGGAGCCAAAUAACUAUUUAUUAUUCUUUUUUAAAUCUGGGAUUAUUAGACUAAAACAGUGAAAAGGCCAGUCAAAUCCUCCAGAAUCAUCAUGAAUUCUUGGAAGCUUUUUCCAUAUAUUUUAAUUGGAUUUUCAUCUAACGAUUCAGGUGAAAGCUUCAGUUUGGCUUCCCUCUGAGGUGUAAUUAAUCUAAAAACAUUACAUCUGCCUCCAGAACUUUGUCCAACUACAAAUCGACUUUAUUUUCUUCUGUAUUCCCUUGUAAUACAUUGGAAAUUUCUACAAACAUAAGAGAUUCCAUGGGUUCCUAUUCAGAGUCCUGUGAAUAUUGAAUAUAUAUUUUUUUCUUUCUUUCACCCCUGUAUUUAAAGCACUUGAGCCAACAGACACACGUAAACAUGGCCAAAGUCGCUGAGUCAGCCUUCAUCUGUGCCGCCACAACAGAGAAUCAUGUCAGCCCAGCAGCAUCUCUCCCAUGGGGCUCUCAAAGCAUUUGCCUGUUUUUUUCUUUCUGCAACUCGCAUCACAUCGAUUUGUUAUCAUUUAAGUCCUGAUCAGUGAAACAAAAGUCCAGAAUAAAAUAUAUUUUGAUAAGA